Medicago truncatula (barrel medic) is the source of this 2517-nucleotide messenger RNA. Its product is annotated as exocyst complex component SEC15A. The transcript has a single exon. Gene Ontology annotation, biological process: Golgi to plasma membrane transport; exocytosis; intracellular protein transport. The record is from RefSeq and is a predicted model, not a curated record. Gene Ontology annotation, cellular component: exocyst; membrane. The coding region runs from base 34 to 2412 and encodes 792 amino acids. NCBI's taxonomy places the organism in Eukaryota, Viridiplantae, Streptophyta, Magnoliopsida, Fabales, Fabaceae.
UUCAGGGAUAUUUAUCCAUUCAUUCAUGUGAGAAUGGAUGUGAAAACAAAAAGGAGAAAUGAGGUAGAGAAUGGUGAUGAAGGAGAGGAUUUAGUUCUAGCUACUUUAAUUGCCAAUGGAGAUGAUCUCAGUCCCCUUGUACGGCAUGCCUUUGAAACGGGACGCCCUGAGGGGCUCCUUCGCCAGCUUAAUUUCGUCGUUAAGAAAAAAGAAGCUGAAAUUGAAGACAUGUGCAAGACUCACUAUGAAGAAUUCAUCCUUGCAGUCGAUGAACUUCGCGGUGUAUUGGUUGAUGCCGAAGAGCUCAAGAGUGAACUCCAGAGUGAUAAUUUCAAGCUGCAGCAAGUUGGCACUACCCUUCUUGUCAAACUUGAAGAGCUUCUUGAAUCCUAUUCUGUCAAGAAGAAUGUCACUGAAGCUAUAAAGAACUCAAUGAACUGUAUUCAGGUGUUAGAGCUUUGUGUAAAGUGCAAUAAUCAUAUUUCUGAAGGACAGUUUUAUCCUGCAUUGAAAACCGUUGAUUUGCUUGAGAAGAGUUAUAUGCAGAAUAUUCCUGCUAGAGCUCUUAAAUUGGUGGUUGAGAAGAGAGUUCCUUCUAUAAAAAUGCAUAUUGAGAAGAAAGUAUGUGGUCAGGUUAAUGAAUGGAUGGUCCUUAUACGGAGUUCUUGCAAAAAAAUCGGGCAAACAGCGAUCGGUCGCACUGCAUCGGUUCGUCAAAGGGAUGAAGAAAUUUUAGAAAGGCAAAGGAAGGUUGAGGAUCUAAAUAUUUCGGGUGCGGAUGAUCGAGUAUAUAAUUUAGAUGUUGAAGAGGCUGACGACGAUUCUGCAAUGCAAUUUGAUCUCACGCCGCUUUACCGUGCUUGUCAUAUUCAUAGUUGUAUGGGUAUCCUAGAUCAAUUUCAUGAAUACUAUUAUAAGAAUAGAUUGUUACAAUUGAAUUCAGAUUUGGAGAUAUCUUCUUCACAGCCUUUUGUUGAAUCAUAUCAGACACUUUUAGCUCAAAUUGCAGGGUAUUUCAUAGUGGAGGAUAAGGUUUUAAGAACUGCUGGGGGAUUACUUGUAGAGGAUCAAGUUGAAACUAUGUGGGAGACAGCUUUGUCUAAAAUGACAUCAAUGUUGGAUAUGCAAUUCUCACAUAUGAAAUCUGCCACGCAUCUUCUCUUGAUUAAGGAUUAUGUUACGCUUGUCGGUUCCACUCUUCGAAAAUAUGGAUAUGAUAUUAGUCCUUUACUCGAUGUGCUCGAUAGUUGCCGCGACAAAUACCACUUGCUUCUUUUGGCAGACUGUAGGCAACAUAUUAUUGAUCUUAUUCAAAAUGACUCAUAUGAGCAAAUGGUGAUAAAAAAGGAUGUUGAUUAUGAGAAUCAUGUUCUGUCAUUUAAUCUUCAAACAACCGAUAUUAUGCCUGCUUUUCCUUACAUUAUGCCGUUCUCCUCAAUGGUACCUGACGCUUGUCGAAUUGUGAGGUCUUUCAUCAAAGGCUCUGUUGAUUACUUGACUCAUGGUGUAAGAACAAGUUUCUUUGAUAUUGUGAGAAAGUAUUUGGACAAGUUUCUGAUUGAAGUGUUAAAUGAAACAUUACUAGAUGCGAUAAACGGUGGAAAUAUCAGUGUGUCUCAGGCCAUGCAGAUUGCUGCAAAUAUAUCUGUUCUUGAAAGAGCUUGUGAUUUUUUCCUUAGACAUGCAGCUCAAUUAUGUGGAAGUGGUGUCUCCGUUCGAUCAAUCGAUAAGCCUCAAGCUUCAUUAACUGCAAAAGUGUUGCUAAAGACUUCAACGGAUGCAGCUUAUGUUACAUUGAUGAGUUUAAUCAGCACGCAAAUAGAUGAGUAUAUGAAACCACUUACAGAGGUUAAUUUUUGGACUUCAGAGGAGGCGAGGCCGGAAGAAAAGGACUACAUGAAUAAUAUGGUUGUUUACCUUGAUUCUAUUCUGUCUACAGCGCAACAAGUUUUACCUUUGGAAGCUAUGUACAAAGUUGGAACUGGUGCACUUGAGCAUGUUUCCAAUAUAAUUAUGACUGCUUUUCUUAGUGAUAAUGUCAAAAGGUUUAACGCGAAUGCAGUUAUGUAUAUCAACAACGAUCUUACGCUGUUGGAUGAGUAUGCAGAGCAGAAGUUUUAUUCUUCUGGAUUAGGUGAAAUCUACAAGGAAGGUAGUUUCAGGAGCUGUUUGAUAGAAGCAAAACAAUUGCUCAAUCUUUUGUCUAGUAGUCAGCCUGAGAAUUUCAUGAAUCCUGUCAUAAGGGAGAAAAACUACUAUGCACUUGAUUAUAAGAAAGUUGCUACCAUUUGUGAUAAAUUCAAGGAUGCUGCUGAUGGCAUCUUUGCAGGCCUAUCAAAUAAAAAUACAAAGCAAAGUGCUAAAAAGAAAUCAAUGGACAUGCUCAAAAAGAGACUUAAGGAUUUCAAUUGAUGAUUAAUUAGGAAAAGGUGUUAUUUCAUUUAAAGAAAUGUCUAGUUGUAUUAAUUGUUUCUUCUGUUAUAUGGAUGUUUAACUUUGGAAUUAAUAGUUUUUCUA